AUGGCACUGUCGGCGGUUGACAUUGCCGAGGCGGCGGCCCAGCAGGUUUCGCUGCUCUCCUUUGACACCCCCGGGCGUGAGGGCGGCAGCUGCUGCCUGUUUGCACCCACCGCCACGCGAUGCGGCGUGAUGGCAGGUGGCUGCAUCACCUCGGUGGCGUGCCGGCACGAUACGGUGAUGGUGACGCUUGUCCCUACACUGCUCCGGCUGCUGCCGCUGCGGCUUCCUCCGCACGACGGCUUUGCGUGGAUACCUGCCGACUCACCGCUCGCAGAGGCGGUGGCGCUGCUCUACGGGCUUCCGCCGGUGCGGCUGCAGGCGGUGUCAUCAGAUUUUCCUGUGUUCCGCUCGGGCGGCGCACCCGAAACGGUGCAAAGGCGGCUACGGCAGCAGAUGGCGCACCGCCACUUGGAGCGCCUCCGUGUGCACGUGCCGCCGCACUUGUCGGCGUGCGUCCCUUUCGAUUACAGCCGCGUUGCUGCGUGGCUUGUUGUGUCAUUCCCCGGCGCCGAUGCGGUGCCUGACUCGUGCCUCUUCAUCCUCCCCGACAUGCUAGUUGUGCGGGCGGCUGUGCCACAUGUGGGGCGCAGCUUUAUUUCGCCACACGACCGUGAUACAGUUGCGGCGCCUGGUUUGCGCGAAGUGUGUCAGCGGCUCCAGGGACUGCGGCUGCCGUGCGGUCCCGUGUGUCUGCUCGACGCUGCAGAGGCGCCAGACACCCCUCCACUUUUACUCAAAACCGCGGCACAGAUGAUGUAG
This is a messenger RNA of Trypanosoma grayi, 759 nucleotides long. RefSeq lists its product as hypothetical. The transcript has a single exon. NCBI's taxonomy places the organism in Eukaryota, Euglenozoa, Kinetoplastea, Trypanosomatida, Trypanosomatidae. The coding region runs from base 1 to 759 and encodes 252 amino acids. The record is from RefSeq and is a predicted model, not a curated record.